This is a messenger RNA of Terrapene triunguis (Three-toed box turtle), 6070 nucleotides long. It is a transcript of the gene TNS1, whose product is annotated as tensin 1. The record is from RefSeq and is a predicted model, not a curated record. Gene Ontology annotation, molecular function: protein binding. The transcript is spliced from 33 exons. NCBI's taxonomy places the organism in Eukaryota, Metazoa, Chordata, Testudines, Emydidae. Bases 31 to 5412 code for a protein of 1793 amino acids. Gene Ontology annotation, biological process: fibroblast migration.
AGCCUGCCGGGGGCCCGAACCGGCGCCAGGAUGACCUGGGUUUGCUUGUCCUGCAUGCUCUGGCCCGAGGACCUGGAGGCCCCCUCCUCCCACACAUUCAAGGUGAAGAGCUUCAAGAAGGUGAAGCCAUGUGGGAUCUGCGGGCAGGCGAUCACGCGGGAGGGCAGCACCUGCCGAGGGUGCAAGCUGUCCUGUCACAGGAAAUGCGAAGCCAAGGCAGCUACCCCGUGUGCGCCUCCUGUCAACUCUGAGCUGCCGUCCAACGGGGAGAGCACCGCCAAGCAUGUAGACGCCACAGAAUCCACAAAAUCCUCCAAAAGUGCCCAGCCCCGACGCAGACCUUCCAGGAGCGUGAGCGUGGCCCAGACCAUGGAGGACAGCUGCGAGCUGGACCUGGUGUACAUCACCGAGCGGAUCAUCGCCGUCUCGUACCCCAGCUCGGCCGAGGAGCAGAACUUCCGCAGCAACCUCAAGGAAGUGGCCCAGAUGCUCAAGUCCAAGCAUGGAGAUAACUACCUGCUUUUCAAUCUGUCCGAGCGCAGACACGACAUCAGCAAGCUGCACUCCAAGGUGCUGGAUUUCGGGUGGCCCGACCUGCACACGCCUGCCCUGGAGAAGAUCUGCAGCAUCUGCAAGGCCAUGGACACGUGGCUGAGCGCCGAGCCCCACAACGUGGUUGUGCUCCACAACAAGGGAAACCGAGGCCGGAUGGGAGUCGUGGUGGCCGCCUACAUGCACUACAGCAACAUUUCAGCCAGCGCGGACCAAGCCCUCGACAGGUUUGCCAUGAAGAGGUUCUACGAGGACAAGGUGCUGCCAGUCGGGCAGCCGUCACAGAAGAGGUAUGUCCAUUACUUCAGCGGCCUGCUGUCCGGCACGAUCAAAAUGAACAACAAGCCCUUGUUCCUGCACCAUGUCAUCAUGCACGGGAUCCCCAACUUCGAGUCCAAAGGCGGUUGCCGGCCCUUCCUGAAGAUCUACCAGGCCAUGCAGCCGGUGUACACGUCCGGGAUCUACAACGUGCAAGGAGACAGCCAGACCAGCAUCUGCAUCACCAUCGAGCCCGGACUGCUCCUGAAGGGAGAUAUCCUGCUGAAAUGCUACCACAAGAAGUUCCGCAGCCCGACCCGAGACGUCAUUUUCCGGGUGCAGUUCCACACCUGCGCCAUCCAUGACCUCGGCAUUGUCUUUGGGAAGGAGGACCUGGACGAAGCCUUUAAAGACGACCGGUUUCCGGAGUACGGGAAGGUGGAGUUUGUGUUCUCGUAUGGCCCCGAGAAGAUCCAAGGGAUGGAACAUCUGGAGAACGGCCCCAGCGUCUCCGUGGAUUACAACACCUCGGACCCCCUCAUCCGAUGGGACUCCUACGACAAUUUCAACGUCCGCCGAGAGGACAGCAUGGAGGGUACCUGGGCUGGUCCCCAUCAGGCCCACAAACCUCCGGACACAGAGCUCGGGCACACCCAGGGGCCGCUGGACGGGAGCCUCUAUGCCAAGGUGAAGAAGAAAGACUCCCUCCACGGCAGCACCGGCGCCGUCAACGCCAGCCGCGCCCCCCUCUCCGCGGCGCCCAACCACCUCGAGCACACGCUCUCCGUCAGCAGCGACUCGGGCAACUCCACCGCUACCGACAAGACUGACGAGCAGGCGGCGCCCAGCGGCGGCCCCCCGGCGCUGACCCCCGAGGAGAAGCGAGAGCUCGAGCGCCUCUUGAGCGGCUUCGGCUUGGAGAGCGAAGCCCCCAUGCACAACCGCCACCCCGGGGCGGCGCCGGCCGGCGGCUCCGCCCUCACGGGGCGCCAUGUGGUGCCGGCCCAGGUGCACGUCAACGGGAGCGCCGCCGCCCUGGUGGCCGAGCGGGAGACGGACAUCCUGGACGACGACCUGCCCAACCAGGACGGGCACAGCGUCGGCAGCCUGGGCACCCUCUCCUCCUGCGACGGCACCACCAACGCCAGCAAGGUCGGCUACCAGGAGGUGCCCCGGAUGGAGAGCCUCUCCUCCCUGCCCAACGGCCCGUCCAGCUUCGACGGCGCGGACAAGCUGCACAAGGAGGGGCUGUAUGACUCAGAGCCGCUGAUCAAUGGGGGGUACCCCUACAACAACCAGAAUACGCUGCGGAGCAUGAUGGGGCGACACCCCCAGCCCCCGCUGAGCCAGAUCCGGCCCUCGGUGUCUGCUCAGGAGAAUCUGUCCGACUACCGGCAGCAGCAACCCGGCUUCCCUGAGCCCGGCUGGCUGCUGCCCCGGCCGCCGGCCGCCACGCAGCCCUACCUGUACGGCUUUGACUCCAACGACAUGUACCGCUCUCAGUCCUACCCAGCCGCCGAGCCGGGCCUCCAGCUCCCCCAGGCGCCGGCUCGGAGCACCAGCAGCCGGGAGGCCGUGCAGAGGGGCCUCAACGCCUGGCAGCAGCAGGGCGGCAGCAGCGGCGGGAGCAGGCCACCCUCCCGCCAGCAAGACGGCGGCCUGGAAAGCCAAAGCCCUAGCGUCUCCAGUUCGAGCCCCCAGCCCAGCCCCUUGCAGGUGGCCCCCCCUCCGAGCCACAGCAUCCCUGAGUUCCCCCAGGUGGCCUCCCCGAAGGAGAUCGAGCAGUCGAUAGAAGCGCUGAACAUGCUCAUGCUGGACCUGGACCCGUCCGUCUCGACGAUGCACAAGUCCCAGAGCGUCCCCGUGGCCUCCACAGAGGACCAGCCCGGCCCGGUGGUCUCCUCUCUGUCUGCCCAGCCAGUGUUGGGCCUUCCUAGCCAAGCAGCCCCUCAGGUGACCCAGCCAAGACCCAGCAACGCCUUCGGAGCCAUGCCAGCGAGCGUGUCCCACAACACCAUGGGCACUGCUGUCACCCAGCCCCCACCGGCUUCUGAACUGCUGGCCAAAGCCUAUCUGCCAGGUCCGCCGGGCCGGGGCGCUGGCGAGCCAGAGUACAUGGGGCAGGAUUUUGGGGUGUCCUACUCACCCUACGGCUAUCAGAACCAGCAGCCACCUGUGCCGCAGACAAGGAGCUACAGCCGCCCCCCGGGAAGCCCCCCAGCCUCUCCCAUCCCUCUGGCAACAGCUUACAGCCCCGUGAGGCCUCAGCAGCCCCUGAUCAUGUCGCCCCCGUCCCCCACAGCGACAGCCCAAGCCCAGAUGCCCCCGAAGGGAGCGGAGCAUCACCAUGAGCCUGCCAGACCCUCGGAAGAAGAGCCCUUGAACCUGGAAGGGCUGGUGGCCCACAGAGUAGCAGGGGUGGAGUCACGGGACAAGUCCCCGGAGGAGCCCGGACCGCUGAGCCGAAGACGCACGACCAGCGACGGCCAGUACGAGAACAGUCCCCAGGAGCCCAGCACGCCCCGGAGCCCCACUGCCCGAUCGCCGGUCCACAGCUUCUCGCCAGAGGUGGUCAGCAGCAUCGCCGCCAACCCGGGAGGGAGGCCCAAAGAGCCUCAUCUCCACAGCUACAAGGAAGCCUUUGAAGAGCUGGAGGGGACCUCUCCACCCAGCCCACCCUCCAGCGGUGUGCGCUCCCCACCCGGCCUGGCCAAGACCCCGCUGUCUGCAUUGGGACUGAAGCCCCAUAACCCAUCCGAGAUUCUGCUGCAGCCGACGGGAGAGCUAGAUGGGGAGGCAGUAGUUGAAUCUGAUGAAGGGUCCAGGAGCUAUGUGGAGUCGGUGGCCCGCAAGGCAGCGACGGGGGGCGGGGGGGCGCCCCAGAGCCCCCCAACUCCGCAGGCUUACAGUACUGAGACGCCGAUGAGGAACGGGGCCUUCAUGAACUCCUUCGCCCCCCCCAGCCCCAUCUCCACCAGCAGCCCCAUUCACAGCAUGGACGGGGUGUCGAUCCGCAGCUACCCGUCCGAGAGCAGCGGCCACAGCACCGCCACGCCCCCGCGGCCCUCGGCCGAGUCCAGCUUCCAGGCGCCGUCGGCACACAGCAGCUACCAAAACGCGUCGCCGGCGUCCUUCAGCCAGGGGGGCUACGCCAGCCCCGAGUACCCCGAUGGCCGAGCCGGCGCGAGGCCGCAGCCCCAGGUCAGCGUGGUGGGUGUUCACGUCCUGCCGGGGAGCCCCCACACCCUUCAAAGGACGGUGGCCACCAACACGCCGCCAAGCCCCGGCUUCGGGCGAAGAGCACUCAAUUCCGGCGCGGCAGCCGCUCCCGGGAGCCCCGGCCUGGGCAGGCACAUCAUGUACGGCUAUUCCACCCCGGAGGAGCAGCGUCCCACGCUGUCCCGGCAGAGCAGCGCCUCGGGGUACCAGCCCCCCUCCACCCCGUCGUUCCCCGUCUCCCCGGCCUACUAUCCCGGCCUGAGCAGCCCGCAGUCCUCCUCCCCGGACUCUGCCACCUACCGGCAGGGCAGCCCCACGCCGCAGCCGGUGCUGCCCGAGAAGAGGAGGAUGUCGGCCGGGGAGCGGUCCAACAGCCUGCCUAACUACGCCACGGUGAAUGGCAAGAUGUCCUCGCCCGUCUCCAGCGGCAUGUCCAGCCCCAGCAGCGGGAGCAGCGUGGCGUACCCACACACCCUGCCUGACUUCUCCAAACUCUCGCUGCCAGACAGCAGCCCCGAGACCCGGGCCAACGUGAAGUUUGUCCAGGACACCUCCAAGUAUUGGUACAAGCCGGAGAUUUCCAGGGAGCAGGCCAUCACACUACUGAAGGACAGGGAGCCCGGAGCCUUCAUCAUUCGAGACAGCCACUCCUUCCGGGGAGCCUACGGGCUGGCCAUGAAAGUAGCCUCUCCGCCUCCCACCAUCCUGCAGCAGAACAAGAAAGGAGAUAUAACCAAUGAGCUGGUGAGGCACUUCCUGAUCGAGACCAGCCCGCGGGGGGUGAAGCUAAAAGGAUGCCCCAACGAGCCCAACUUCGGAUGCCUGUCUGCUCUGGUGUACCAGCACUCCAUCAUCCCACUGGCCUUGCCCUGCAAGCUGGUCAUUCCCGACCGAGAUCCCACGGACAAAACGAAAGAGGCGGCCUCAGCCGCCAACUCGGCGACAGACCUGCUCAAGCAGGGAGCUGCCUGUAACGUGCUCUUCAUCAACUCGGUGGAGAUGGAGUCACUGACGGGCCCACAGGCCAUCGCCAAAGCCAUCAGCGAGACGCUGGCCCUGGCGCCCACGCCCACCGCCACCAUCGUGCACUUCAAAGUCUCUGCGCAGGGAAUCACCUUGACGGACAACCAGAGAAAAUUGUUCUUCAGACGACAUUAUCCCCUCAGCACCGUCACCUACUGCGACCUGGACCCCCAGGAACGAAAAUGGACUAAAUCAGACGGCGGAGGUCCCGCAAAGCUCUUCGGCUUUGUGGCCAGGAAGCAGGGAAGCACAACGGACAACAUUUGUCACCUCUUCGCCGAGCAGGAUCCUGACCAGCCGGCCGCCGCCAUCGUCAAUUUCGUGUCAAGGGUCAUGCUUGGCUCCGGCCAGAAGAGAUGAACCGCUGGACACGGGUAGUUCUUGCCCUUGAAUUUUGGAGAAGGACUUGGAGUUGAUCCGAGAAGGAGCGCGAGGAAGUGCAUUGUGGGAGAGGGAAGUGAAUCGGGGGGAAACGGUCUGAAUUGUGGAAGAAAAAAACCCUCACCCAAUCGUAACGUAACAAAACAAAACUAAAGGAAGCGAUGUCAGCACAUUUCCCGUCGCAGGGAAUGCGACCAGCGCCACGGCCAGGAGUCGGAGGAGUGGAACCGGGUUGGCUUUUGGAUCAGCGUCCCCACGGGGGGGUUCAAGUGGUGAAUUCAUCCCGGGUCAUAGUGGGAACGUUCGCGGCUCUGCCGUUUGAAAACCAACAACUCUGUUUGCAAAUGUCAGUCGUUUGUUUUAAACAUCCGUGGCUAACCGAUCGAACAAAAGGCAGGUCUCCAGGACCCCCCCGCUCCCCUCCUCAGGGACUUACCCAUUGGGACAGCUUACCAAGGGCAGUGGUGGGCUUUCUCCAUCACUGGCAAUUUUUAAAUCAAGAUGAGAUGUUUUGCUAAGAGAUCUGCUCUAGUUCGAAGAGGAAUGAAUUCAAGCAGAUCUCUGGCCCGUGUUACACAGGAGGUCAGACUGGAGCUCAGUGGUCCAUUCUGGCCUUAUGACCUAUGUGCUAGAGCAG